AUGCCUUCAACCAUGCGCUCCCGCGUCGCACAGGCUCUCCAGUAUGCGCUGAAGAUCUUCAACUACUUCUUCACGGCCGUGUUCAUCCUGGAAGCCGCCAUGAAGCUGGUUGCCCUGGGCGCGCUGCUGUACUUCCGCGACCGCUGGAACCAGCUGGACGUGAUGAUCGUGGUGCUGUCGGUCGUGGGCAUUGUGCUGGAGGAGGUGCAGAGCAAGAUCAUUCCCAUCAACCCUACCAUCAUACGCGUAAUGCGAGUGCUGCGAAUAGCGAGAGGCGCUGCCCUCAAGGUGGGCAACCUGGGGUCUGCUCUUCCUCUUACUUCUUCUCAUCUUUCGCGGCCGCUGGGAGUGGAGCUGUUCGCCGUCUGGGUUGAGUCCACGACUUGA
This is a messenger RNA of Gryllus bimaculatus (two-spotted cricket), 387 nucleotides long. The record is from the annotation of a GenBank genome assembly. Lineage: Eukaryota; Metazoa; Arthropoda; Insecta; Orthoptera; Gryllidae.